Molecule: messenger RNA, 2323 nt
Organism: Macadamia integrifolia
Lineage: Eukaryota; Viridiplantae; Streptophyta; Magnoliopsida; Proteales; Proteaceae
Product: protein indeterminate-domain 7
Exons: 3
Coding region: 516-2066 (516 amino acids)
Cellular component (GO): nucleus
Molecular function (GO): DNA-binding transcription factor activity
Source: RefSeq, a predicted model, not a curated record
GGAGUAUACUGAGAGAUCCCUUCUCGUCCACAUCUCUCUCUCUCUCUCUCUCUCUCUCUCUCUUUCAUGAUUGAUUUUGCAAUUUCCUUUUGGGUCUUCCAUUUUGUUUGAUGUUCUAGGAAUUGGGGCCUGGUUUAUUGUUGCUGUUUGUGUACUUUUUUGAGUUUUCUUGCAAUGGGCAAAGCAAGGUUGCUGCUGAAGAAACAUGAAGAAGAAGAAGAGAGAUUGUUGUAAGGGUUUGGUGCAGUUCCUCUUAGCUCUCUUCUUUCUUUGAACUUUUCUAUAUCUAUUCCUGGAGAAAAUUAAUAUUAUCUCUUGGGAUUGAAGCAAAUUAGACAAGAGAUCAUAGUUUCAGCUUGUUUACUUCACUUUUGUGUAAAAUCCUCUCUAGAAUUGGAGUUUUCCUUCUGAUCUAAGAAGUUUCUGUAGAAGUAAAAUAAGAUCUGUGGCUCAUGAAGGUAGUAGCCUAGAGAUUCUGUAAUCAUCUUCAAACCCUAGGACAUAUCAGAGAUAAGAUGAUGACUAAGGGCUUGAUGCUCCAACAAUACCCAGUUGUGGAGGAGAAUAUGUCUAAUUUGACAUCUGCUUCUGGAGAAGCAAGUGUUUCUUCUGGCAACAGAACUGAAAUUCCAGUGGUGAAGAAGAAGAGGAAUCUUCCAGGCAAGCCAGACCCAGAUGCAGAAGUGAUAGCUUUGUCUCCUAAGACUCUCAUGGCCACAAAUAGGUUUGUCUGUGAGAUUUGUAACAAAGGAUUCCAGAGAGAUCAGAACCUUCAGUUGCACAGGAGAGGACAUAAUCUUCCAUGGAAACUGAAACAAAGAACAAGCAAAGAGAUAAGGAAGAGGGUAUAUGUAUGCCCAGAAACUACAUGUGUGCAUCAUGACCCUUCAAGGGCUCUUGGGGACCUUACAGGGAUCAAGAAGCACUUUUGCAGAAAGCAUGGGGAGAAGAAGUGGAAAUGUGACAAGUGUUCAAAGCGUUAUGCAGUUCAAUCAGAUUGGAAAGCUCAUUCCAAGACUUGUGGCACAAGAGAGUAUAGAUGUGAUUGUGGAACCCUUUUCUCAAGGAGGGAUAGUUUCAUCACUCACAGAGCCUUCUGUGAUGCUUUAGCAGAAGAGAGUGCAAGAACAAUCUCAGCAAACCCACUUCUCUCCUCUCAACCUGGUACUUCAACAUCACACUUAAAUCUCCAACCUCAAUUCAAUCCUCAUGAUUUUCAACCAUUCUCCAUGAAAAGAGAACAACAAGUACACCAACCACAUUUCAAUCUUAGGUCAGAUUUACCUCCAUGGUUAACUUGUUCAUCAGCCUUAGGAGUUAACCCAGGUCCUCCACCACCACCUAUUGACCUCUCUUCAUCAGUAUUCUCUAACCCGAACCCUAAUCCUUCUCUCUCCCAUUACCAUCCCUCAUCCUCUCCACACAUGUCAGCUACUGCAUUACUACAGAAAGCAGCUCAAAUGGGUUCAACAAUGAGUAAACCCCACCAAGCUCACAUGUCUGCUAAUAUUAGUAAUACUGCAGUUGGGACAACUGGUUUCGACCUGGGUUUAUCUUCACGUGAAGAGAUGGAAAGUGGGUUUGUUUAUGGAUUGGGUGGUUUCGGGGACAAAGCUGGUAGUGUUGCUUCUGGUCUUAUGGACCACGUAUCUGCAACUGCAACUGCUAUUACAGGAGCAGGAGCUCCUUCUCUACUUCAGGAUAUUAUGCGUUCCCUCUCUUCUGCAAGUGGGUUAGAUGGGUCUUCCUUUGGAGAUGGCUUUGGUGGAAUGUUGGCUUCAUCAAAGAGAAAUGAACAUGAAGCUCUCUCAAACUCAAAGACAACAUCAUCGACUACCCAUCAUAGUAGAUAUGAUGAAGGUGGCGGUGGCGGUGGCGUUGGUGGUGGUGGUGGCGGUGGCAGUGGUGCUGGUGCUGGUGGAGCUGAUCAUGGCAUGACUAGAGAUUUCUUGGGUCUUAGAACCUUCUCUCAUAGAGACAUUUUCAAUAUAGCUGGUUUUGAUCACUGCAUGAGUUCUUCUGCACAUGAACAACAGACUCAGAAUCAAAGACAGUGGCAAGGUUAGCCUCUAUAUGUUUUUUUGUUCUUUUUAUAUGUUUCUUUCCUAUUCGUUUUCCUUUCCCCUUCCUAUAUUAUUCAUCAUCCUUGUGUUUAAUCUUUACUCCUUGACAUUUCCUCUCUCUUUUUGUCUUCCCCCAGGGGGAACUUUUUAUAAACCUACUCUCUCUCUCUCUCUGUAAUUCAAAAAUGGCUAUAUAUAUAUAUAUAUAUAUAUAAUAAUAAUAAUAAGAAAACUUGCAAAGGAAACCCUAGCAUUCUCCA